This is a messenger RNA of Sardina pilchardus (European sardine), 4332 nucleotides long. It is a transcript of the gene svopa, whose product is annotated as SV2 related protein a. Lineage: Eukaryota; Metazoa; Chordata; Actinopteri; Clupeiformes; Clupeidae. Gene Ontology annotation, cellular component: membrane. The transcript is spliced from 16 exons. The record is from RefSeq and is a predicted model, not a curated record. Gene Ontology annotation, molecular function: transmembrane transporter activity. Bases 64 to 1752 code for a protein of 562 amino acids. Gene Ontology annotation, biological process: transmembrane transport.
CAAGCUCAUGGUGCUGAAAUCUCGCUCCCUCGCUCGCACGCACCAAAAUGUAGACUAACGUAGAUGCAUUUAGAAGAAAGCUUAUCUCCUGAAAAAGUCACCAUAAUGGACGAAGAUUUGUUCCAGUUACGACAGCUUCCUGUGGUGAAGUUUCGCCGCACAGGCGAGAGCUCUCGCUCAGAUGAUGACCAUACCAUCAAGGAACAAGGUGUCCAGAUAAACACUUCCCAAGCUGAUCUUGACCCUGUCAACCUGGCUGAUGGUGCUUCAGUUCCACGGGAAUUUGCUAAUCCCACUGAUGAUACCUUUAUGGUGGAAGAUGCAGUUGAGGCCAUUGGCUUUGGGACUUUCCAGUGGAAGUUGUCUAUCCUCACUGGGCUGUCAUGGAUGGCUGAUGCCAUGGAGAUGAUGAUACUCAGUAUACUGGCUCCCCAGCUUCACUGUGAGUGGAGACUAGCCAGCUGGGAGGUAGCACUGCUCACCUCGGUUGUAUUUAUUGGAAUGAUGAUCAGUUCUUCACUAUGGGGCAACAUAUCGGAUAAGUAUGGCCGGAAAACAGGCCUGAGGAUGAGUGUGUUGUGGACACUGUUUUACAGCAUUCUCAGUGCAUUUUCUCCCAUCUAUGCCUGGAUUCUGUUCCUUCGUGCUCUCGUGGGAUUUGGCAUUGGAGGUGCACCACAAUCUGUCACUCUGUAUGCAGAGUUCUUACCCAUGAGGUCAAGGGCCUCAUGUAUUCUACUGAUUGAGAUAUUCUGGGCACUUGGUACUGUGUUUGAGGUACUGCUAGCCAUCAUGGUUAUGCCAACCCUGGGCUGGCGCUGGUUGCUUGCACUCUCCACACUUCCUCUCUUGAUCUUUGCUGUCCUCUGCUUUUGGCUUCCUGAGAGUGCCCGUUAUGACGUGCUGACGGGAAAUCAGGAAAAAGCUCUUAGCACUUUGAAACGCAUUGCUAUGGAGAACAAAGUGCCCAUGCCCUUAGGCAAGCUCAUCGCUGCCAGACAGGAGGACCGAGGGAAAUUUCAGGACCUAUUUUCCCCACACUUUCGUUGGACUACAAUUCUAUUAUGGUUUAUCUGGUUCUCGAAUGCAUUCUCUUACUAUGGUCUUGUUCUGCUGACAACAGAGCUUUUCCAGGAGGGAGAUACUUGUGGAGGUUCCAGAGCCAGUAAAGAGCCAGUCUGUAGCCUGGAGUGUAAAUACCUAAACUCGGAUGACUACAAAGACCUACUGUGGACCACUCUUUCAGAAUUCCCAGGUCUGCUGGUGACCUUGUGGGCAAUUGAUCGCAUUGGUAGAAGAAAGACCAUGGCACUGUGUUUUUUCAUCUUCUCCUUCUGUAUUUUGCUACUCUAUGCUUGUGUAGGGAGGACGUUUCUGACUGUGCUGAUAUUCAUCGCAAGAGCUUUCAUUGCAGGAGGUUUCCAGGCUGCUUAUGUUUAUACCCCAGAGGUGUACCCUACAGCCACCAGAGCCCUGGGUUUGGGCACAAGCAGUGGAAUGGCGAGAGUCGGGGCUCUUAUUACACCUUUUGUGGCACAGGUAAUGUUGGAGUCAUCGGUGUAUCUCACCCUGUCUGUGUACUGCUGCUGUUGUCUGCUGGCAGCGAUUGCCUCCUGCAUGCUGCCUAUUGAGACCACAGGACGUGGCCUGCAGGAGUCCAGUCACUGCGAGUGGGGCCAAGAGAUGAUGGGUCGAGACUCUGCCAACAGCCCUGGUGGUGUCCUCAAUCCAAACUGUAACCCUGAUGACUGAAUGGACAAGAAAUAGAACAAAACACUACAGAGGAGAAACAAAAAUUCAGCAUGUACUUAUUUUGAAGGAAGGUUUUGCUCAUUCAUUUGUUGGUAUCAAGUGUAAUUAUAUGGAUAUCUUCCAAUCAAUCAGUACCAUAUGUCAUUUGAUAUUCAUAGAUCAGCAUCAUUAUGUUUAAAUCAACAAAGGCGGUUUUCAUCAUUACCUCUCACCCAUGUGUUUUUGUUGUUUUUAGCAGGAUUUUCUAUUAGACCCAUUGUUCAUGAACCUUGGUGCAAGUGUCUUGCAUGGGCCAAGGAGGAUCCCAUUAAAUGUUGAAGCAGAUCUGACUUGUGGGACACCUACAGUGUGGGGUCACGCUUUAUUUUCUGCUGCAUGUGUUCAAACAGAACAGUGGGUUUUAUUUUGACAGGGUUGAGUCUGCAGUUCCAUUCUAGACAUUUCCACCAAGUUUCGUGGAAAUUGGCUAGUAGUUUUUACAUGAUUCUGUCAAACCAACCAACUAUCCAGGCAACAAACAGAAAGGAAACAUUUCCUCCCCCCAAAUAAGAAAGCAUACAAAGUAUGAUCGAAUGAGGGUUCAGAAUGAGAUAUUUGGGUUCAAAAUGACAGCAUAUCUCAAAUUUAAGUUAACUACUUUACCCAUUUCCAAGUUCAAAAAAGCCCCCAUGGUGGUAACAGGUAACAUGUUUGCAAUGAUGUUUUUGUCUUUGUUGACAUACAAUCAUGCCUCUGAAUAUAUUUAUUUUUAUAUGAUUUACACUUGAAGUCAGUAACAAGAAGUUUUUCCCUAGCCACUGUCACCUAAGUGAGGUCUUGAGCGCUGUAAAACCAUUUUACAUUAACAUGUACAUUUAUUAAUUUAGCAGAUGCUUUCAUCCAAAUUGUAGUUGUAUUUGAAUUAAUACUUUUCCAUUGUUAUUGACAUUCAUAUUUGCAUUCACUAGCAACAAAUUCUAAUUUCUCAUAUGAUCAAAACAUUGAGUAAACAGACAAAUAAUGUCUUCAAUAUUAAUGUAUGUCAGUUGCUCCCUACAAUCUCCCUGAGGCUUGGUCUUGUACUCCAUGUAACCCUCAGGAUAAUGUAGCCAUGGUUCAGAUAAAGCAUUAACUCUGUAUCUGGGUAAUAUUGUUUUCACUGUAGUCAUUGGACUACAGCUAUUGAUCCAAUCUAAUUUGACACUACAGUGGUUUUGUCAAGGUUUCUCAAGGAAAAGGAAUCACCUGGUGAAACUGAGGAUGCUACAUUUUCCUGUCACAUGAAACUGUGAGAAAUAUAUGCUAAUACAAGCAGGUGGCUAUGCAGCCCUUUCUUACAACAAACAUGUAGCUCCCUAUUUUGACGACACAUGGUCUGAGGCAUGUGGUUUAAGUGCAUCUGGAUGUGUCCAGUCCACUUUGCUAGUUUGACAAUGGAACAAGUGAUCUGACGCCUGGCACAUGGUUCAAAAGGGAUGUUCUUAUGUUAAUUAAUUAUGGGCAUGACAUCCAAUAAACCACUGAGGUUGCCAUCUGGCAUUCCUUUAAAAGCAAGGAACAUGGUGUUAUGAUGACGAGUUAACACAUUGCUCACACACACAAUUUUCUUUGAAAUAGCAGUAUUCCACCAAAGCUUUCUUUGCUAAAAUAGGUGCGUGUGUUUGACAAGCAGAAUAUACAAAAGUCUGUAAUAACCUAAUAAUUGCAUUUGUAGGGGAACAAAACACUUAACCCAAUAACUUUGCAUUUCAUUGCCAGGGUCUCAUUGGGUCUUGCCUCUAGACAGAUCACAAGCAAGACUUCUUGACCUUGCACUCUCAAAAUAACCGUAACUGUGCUUCUUAAGAAGAGGCAUCAUUUUCAGUGGCAUCAAAAUAGCAAGGCAUGAUGGCUGCACCUGACCACACCUCAUGCUAUUUACAUAAGUGUCCAUAAUGUGGGGGGAUAUUGAUCAACUGUAUUGGCAACAAACUACUGUAGCAAAGACAGCUGCAUAGUACCUGGCACUCUGAUGUGCCAGACAUAAGAUAAUAAGACACAAGAGCUCAUAAUGUUAAUACAAAUAGAAAAAAAGAGUUGGAUUGGGCAGAGGCAAAUUAAUAAAGAAAGCUCUUGGUUGUCACCCAGCACGUGUGUAUUUGUAGCCUAUUUGUAGCCUACUUGUUACAAUACCAGGCCUACCUGUGUCAUGUAGUGUGUAUGUGACUGCAGUUUAGAUGUGUGAAGAUAUUGCUGUGAAGAUAUUUAUGUGAGGGAUAACAGCUCCAUGUACACAAUUAAGGUGGAGGCAAAGAACUUUACAAUGUGAAGCAAAGUUAUAAAUUGAAUCUGAGUUUGUUGUACUACUUUCUUUGGUUACUGACUGUUGUGAUAACGAUGGGUAUAAGCUUGUUUACAGUUGAUUCCAUUGUUGCGAAGCCUGCUUCCUAGUUCGACUGUCAUACUAUGGUUGUUAUUAUCAUUCAAAAGAGCAUUGAAAUUGAAUGGUGAUCCUAGGUGAUCAGACUGGUAUUUCUUGUCUCUGGGGGAUAAACAGAAUGAAUUACUAAUAAAAACGUUGAGACUAUAACUGUAAGACAAAUGUAAUAAAAAAAAAUACUU